This is a messenger RNA of Eufriesea mexicana, 1407 nucleotides long. RefSeq lists its product as uncharacterized. The coding region runs from base 136 to 330 and encodes 64 amino acids. The transcript is spliced from 3 exons. NCBI's taxonomy places the organism in Eukaryota, Metazoa, Arthropoda, Insecta, Hymenoptera, Apidae. The record is from RefSeq and is a predicted model, not a curated record.
AUCAAUGUUCAGAAACGUAAAAUCGAUAGUGUUGAGAAAACAGCUUAAGUAGAAGGUUCGUAAACCCUCAGUGAUCGUCUCUUUCAUCGGCACGUUUCGCACACGGUGAGUACGAAGCAAACCUUUGGCAUAGAGAUGAAUCUAUCUCAACCCACCUUGUAUGCUCUCAGAUUAUCUGUGCAACAGGGGUCCGUUUCGUCCGCAUUCCGUAAGAACAUGCUGGAACGCAAUGUUAUCAAAUCAGCGUAUAUCCUUGCAACUGUUGGCCUCUCUAUGAGCAUAUUUUCUGUAAAGAAAAUGUUAACCUCUAAACAUCGAAGCCGCUUAUAACAAUUUACAUAAAAUCAGCAGCAACAAACCAAUUUUAAGAAAAGAGGGGAAAGAGAUAGCAUACAAAGCAGAAGAAGAAGAAGAGGAAGAGAAAGUCUUAAAAAAGUUUAUCAUAUCCGCGUUAUCAUUUAUGAGAAAAAUUUUCAUUGGAUUUUAAUCCAAAUCGAAACAUCAUUUGAUUAUAUUAUAUGCCGAAAAUUAUGGAUCUGGUAUUAUUGAACUUAAUAUUUUAUAAUUAGUCUACGCUCGUGGUCCAUUUUUUUUGAACAUUGAAGUUCCAACGAAGUACGUUAAUCACAUUCGAUUUAUAUGUGAUAUCGUAUUUUAAUCGUUAUUAAAAAAAAUAUUUAAGCAACUGUCGGUAUAAUUGAAGCUAAUAUGAAGAAUUUUAAACAUAUAUAUUAUAAUCCAACUUAAAUGAUACGAAUUAGUAAUUUAUCGUAUGUUCUAAAACUUCUUAUACGUUUAAUCGAUGUGCCAUGUAGUCAAAAUAUAAAGUCACUUCGUCCGUAAUAUAUAUGUAUAAAAAAAUUAAUAUAAUUCGACAAUUUUAGACAAUUCUAAGAACUCACUUUGAAAAUGUUACUCUUUAAAUGUGAAACCAUAAAAUCAGUUCAUCAAGGUUUUAUUACAAUUGUUGCUGCUACCAAGUCACGGGCGUUGAUGACGAAGUUGUUGAAACGCAACAUUGUAUAAUUGUAUAGAUUGUAUUCAUUUUGUCGUAGUCAAAUGAUACAAAUUCUUUGCCACACAAAGUUCAAUGGAUUUAAAUUUUCUUAUCACCUAGUCCCAACAAUUUUGCGUUCCCAUAAAUGUAGUGAUGUUCCUAGACAGGUUUACCUCGUCGUAUUUAUGGGUAUGUUAUCCUGUGACAUUGCUAGGUGUAGUUUCUUCGCAUCUAUGACGUAAUAAAAAGCGACAGAAUCAUAUUUAUUAUACUUAACGUGUACAUUUAUUUAUAAUUAUUAUACAGUCUCACACUCGAUAUUUCUUGUCGCAACGUCUCAUCUAUAUACUCCCGCACUCGUUCUUUCAAGCUCUCGAUUUUAUCUCGUAUUCUCGUAAAAGAUCUCAUCC